Vicia faba (fava bean) is the source of this 864-nucleotide messenger RNA. Lineage: Eukaryota; Viridiplantae; Streptophyta; Magnoliopsida; Fabales; Fabaceae. The record is from the annotation of a GenBank genome assembly.
AUGAAACUUGAGGACAAUUCUUCCGAGUCAAAAGAGAAGACUGCUGCAUUGUCAUCCAAAGCUUCUCAUCAUCCACUGCUUAUGCAGAUAUUGUCAGAGGAGUUGAAAUGUGAAGUUAAUGACAUAGUGAGUAUUGAACUGAAUGUUUGUGAUACUCAACCUAGCUGCCUUGGAGGUGGAAACAAUGAAUUCAUAUAUUCUGGAAGAUUAGAUAAUCUGGCUUCAAGUUAUUGUGCAUUAAGGGCACUUAUUGACUCGAGUGAAUCUCCCGGUGACUUAGCAAAUGAACAUGCAAUUCGGAUGGUUGCUCUAUUUGACAAUGAGGAGGUGGGUUCAGAUUCUGCUCAAGGAGCUGGUGCACCCACCAUGUUUCAGGCCAUGAGACGGAUAGUUGCAAGCUUGGCAAAUAACAAUGUUGGUGAAGGCUCUUUUGAGCGAACUAUUCGCCAAUCAUUUCUUGUGUCUGCAGAUAUGGCCCAUGGAGUUCAUCCAAAUUUUUCAGAUAAGCAUGAAGAACACCACCGACCGGAGUUGCAGAAAGGACUUGUUAUUAAGUACAAUGCAAACCAGCGCUAUGCUACAAGUGGAAUCACAUCUUUUCUUUUCAAAGAAGUUGGGAAAAUCCAUAACCUUCCAACUCAGGAAUUUGUCGUUAGAAAUGAUAUGGGAUGCGGAUCAACCAUAGGUCCAAUACUCGCUUCUGGAGUUGGCAUCCGAACUGUUGACUGUGGGAUUGCUCAACUGUCAAUGCACAGUAUAAGAGAAAUAUGUGGGAAGGAAGAUAUAGACAUUGCUUACAAGCAUUUCAAAGCUUUCUAUCAAAACUUUUCCAGCAUAGACAAGAUGCUGACUGUGGAUGGCUGA